GCACACACUGCACACGGCUGUAGAGGGUGUGUAUUCUCAGUAGGUGGUGGUGUGCACUGCAUGCUGCAGCACGACUCCCGCAGAAGAAGCAGAGAGACUCGGAACCACUUUGAAUGGAAACUCCCUUUUUCUCCUGUUACUGUCACACAGUUUGGUAAUUUAGAUGAAGUAACUCGAACUUCAGAAAGCGGUUAUAAACGGAGCAAAAAUGCGCGACCGAACCAAAGAACUGGGAAAUCCUGCAGAUGGCUCGGAUGAAGAUGAUGAAGGCACAGCACUCAUGAUCAAACCAGGCACAGGGACCUCCAUGAAGGAGGACCGAGAGAAUGAGUCUUUCUUUCGGAAGGUCCAUGACAUUCGAGAGGGGCUUGAAACUCUUAAGAAGAAAGUAUCUGAACUGGAGAACAAACAAAAAACAGUUUUAGGUGUAGCACUUCCAGAGGAAAGUAUGAAAAAGGAACUUCAGACUAUAAGGGAUGAGAUCAAAGUAUUAGCUAGCCAAAUCCAGAAGAAACUGAAGAAUAUUGAAAUCAAGAAACCCGACGAAGAUGGGAAAUAUGUUCCAAUAAACUUAAGAAUGCAAAGAACACAGCAUGCUGUCCUCUCCCGAGACUUCAUUGAGUUGAUGGGUUACUGUAACACAAUUCAGGCUCAGUACAGAGAUAGAAAUGUAGAGAGGAUACAAAGGCAACUCAAAAUCACUGGCUCUAAUGUGACUGAUGAACAGUUGGAGUCAAUGCUAGAGAGUGGACAGACAGAUGUGUUCACACAAAAUAUCUUAAUAGAUGCCCAAGCCACCAGGCAGGCACUAAAUGAGAUUGAGUCACGGCAUGAUGAGAUUCUUAAACUGGAGAAAAGCAUCAGAGAUCUUCAUGAAAUGUUUCAGUAUCUUGCCAUGGAAGUGGAGGCACAGGGGGAAAUGGUUAAUCGUAUAGAGAACAACAUAGUUAACUCUUCUAACUAUGUAGUGAAGGCUGUUGAAGACACAAAGGCAGCUGUUGUAUCACAAAACAAGGCCAGAAAGAAAAAAAUCUGGAUUGCAGUGUGCAUUUUAAUUUUACUUUUGAUAAUAAUCAUUGCCCUGGCUGUUAGUUUGAGCUGAGAUGAGUCCAGUACUAUUAAAGGAGGUUUGUACACUUCACCAGAUAGAGCAAGAUAUCAUUAAAUGAAACUUUAAUUCACAUUCUCUCAAAAACAUACACAAUGGCUCACGCAUCUCCUAAUUCCAACUUUACUGACAUUUCAGCUUGAUUGGCUUAUAUCUGCUGCAUUUCAUGUAGCAUUUGUUUUUUUUUUUUUUUAGCAUUAAAAAUCUUAUUUAUAGAUUAACUUUUUUUAAUUGGACCCACAUAUUUCUCCCUUUGCAGCGUUCUGAAAUGUAUCUCUGAAAUUAGGUGACCCUUUCUGUAACCAGUAUCUAUACAACGGCUCAAACAUUCUUAACAUCCUUGAUUUCUGCAGUCAUUUUUUACGGUUUGAACAGAGAUUGGAGAAUCCAUUUCUGGAUCCAAAUUCCAAGAUCUAGUGGAAAGCCUUCCUGGAAGAGUAAAGGAUGUGAUAGCAGCAAAGGGGGAACAACUCUAUUAAUUCCCAUGGGUUUGGAAUGGGAUGUUCACAUAUGGGUGUGAUGGUCAGGUGACCACAUAUUUUUGGCCAUAUAGUGUACAUACAGGGGAAAACAAUUUAAAGUGUCUUAUAAAUAUAGUGUCUUAUUUAAAGUGUCUCAUAAAAUUUUGAGCCACCACAACCCUAAAGGAUGAAAGACCACUGUUCUAAAACAUAUUCCCUUAAACAUAUUCCCUUAGAUGAUGGUGGUGGAGAGUACUGUUUAACAUAUCAGUCCAAAAAAUCCCAUUUUUCAUAUAUUUGUCAGACCUGAGCAGCUCAGAUUUAAAAAGACUGAUGUGUUACUUGUACAGUGAAGUAUUCUUAAAUAUUAUUAUUGUUGUUAAUAAUUUGUAUUAUUUCCCCCUCUUCCCCCAGUGUCCUCCUUCUGCUGGUCUCCUAUGCUUUGCAUUUUAACAAAUUAUGUGUAGAUGACACAAACCUGUUUUUCACUAGCCACGGUCUCUUCAGCUCUUCCAAGUUAACGAUUAAUGGCCUUUUGGCAUAGAGAUGAACACUCGUUUCGAAACUGUUCUGCAAUAUGAUGAAUAAGGAUCACAUAAACAGUUUUUUUUUUUUAAAUAACACUGACAUAGAAAUAACUCUUCUCAGGAAACCCCAAAUGAUAAAACAGAGUUUUAAUAUAUAAAGCAUACAGAAGAACCUCAGAAUCACUGUAAGAUAUAUGAGCUUUGUUUUUAUCUUUCUGUUGAAAAUAUUAUUUGUUAGUAUUGUGUUCAUUUUGACACUAUGUCAGAGAAGAAAUUUCUAAAGCUUAUGUUACGUCUGUAUAUACACAAACUAAUCUUUUACGUCUUUGCUUUUAUUUUACAGUAUCUGCUCCUGAAAUAUUAAUUACUGUCAUUUUCAUGUCAUAAGAUAUAUGUACUCUUUACCUAAUCACAGCUCUUCAUGUAGUUCUGUAGUGUGAGCUGCCCUCUACCGUGGAAGCUAGGCAGUAGAAAUUGUUCAUUAAUUAAGUAACACACUAAAAAAAUGUGCUGUGUUAUUUAUUUGGGCCUUGUCUCAAAUAGACCAUGUAGAUCUGCUUUUGAAGCAUUUGUUAUGUACACUCAGUAACUUUCUAGUGCCUUUGCCUUAUUAAUUGAGGCCUAAUUAAUUUCGAUCUGUAUGAAUUUAGUGGCAGGUAAUAUCAGAGUACUGCAGUAUUUUGGUGCAUGAUGUGGUGUCAUUUUGUACUGAACUACCUGUAAUUUUAAUACAGAACUGUUGUUUUAAAAUAAAAUGCAUCUUAUACUAAA
Pangasianodon hypophthalmus (striped catfish) is the source of this 2867-nucleotide messenger RNA. It is a transcript of the gene stx4, whose product is annotated as syntaxin 4. The transcript is spliced from 10 exons. The coding region runs from base 209 to 1102 and encodes 297 amino acids. NCBI's taxonomy places the organism in Eukaryota, Metazoa, Chordata, Actinopteri, Siluriformes, Pangasiidae. Gene Ontology annotation, biological process: intracellular protein transport; vesicle fusion; exocytosis. The record is from RefSeq and is a predicted model, not a curated record. Gene Ontology annotation, molecular function: SNAP receptor activity; SNARE binding. Gene Ontology annotation, cellular component: endomembrane system; plasma membrane; SNARE complex.